AUUUGAAUUUGAAACUUCACCAAAUGCGGAGAAAUGGAGGAAGACGACGAAGAAAUUAUAUUGUCAUAGAGAUUUCACUUUGUUGAACCCAAAAACAUUAAAGAAGAAGGCUGAGAAAACCUUUUUUAGAUUUAUGGAAAUGCUAGACUCAUGAUGACGGACUUACUUCGCCCUGGAGACCUAAUAAAACAGAGAUGGAAAGUUAUAAGAAAGAUUGGUGGCGGUGGGUUCGGGGAAAUAUAUGAAGGAUUUGAUAAGAACACGGAAGAACAUGUUGCUGUCAAACUGGAGUCCUCCACCCAACCAAAGCAGGUCCUUAAAAUGGAAGUGGCUGUACUUAAAAAGUUGCAAGGAUGCAACACAAUCUGCAAAUUUUUUGGUUGUGGUAGAAAUGAUCAUUACAACUACGUAGUUAUGUCAUUACAAGGCAACAACUUGGCUCAACUGAGACGUGGGCAACCAAAAGGAGUAUUUACUUCAAGUACUGUACUUCGUUUGGCUUAUCAAGUUUUACAAUCAAUUGAGGCUAUUCACCAGGCUGGCUUCUUGCAUCGAGACAUCAAACCUUCUAAUUUUGCUAUGGGAGACAAUGUAGCAAAUUGCCACAUUUGUUACAUGCUGGACUUUGGAUUGUGCCGUCAAUACACUAAGUCAUCGGGAGAAGUUAAACCGGCAAGAAGCAGUGCAGGCUUUCGUGGAACAGUUCGAUAUGCUUCCAUCAAUGCCCAUAAAAACAAAGAAAUGGGCCGACAUGAUGAUUUAUGGUCGUUUAUGUACAUGAUGGCUGAAUUUUCUAAUGGUUAUCUUCCAUGGCGAAAAAUCAAAGAAAAGGAAAAAGUUGGCAAAAUGAAGGAACAUUAUGAUCACUCGUUACUGCUCAAAAAUUUACCAAAAGAAUUUCACGAUAUUUUAAAGCACAUAAAGAGUCUCACAUACUCCGACAAACCUAAUUAUAAGUUCAUCUUCCUGCAACUUGAAAAAGCUCUUGAAAGAGAAGGUGUCAGAGAAAAUGAUCUGUACGAUUGGGAAAAAUCCUUUACAGAAGUAUCGACUACGACAACUACAAACAGCAGCAACACAGCAUUACCAUAUCGCUCGACGGCCGAGCCCAGGAUCGGCCGAUCUGAUGUGAUCACGCAUAGUUCACAUGAUAAACAAGAAAAGAAAAAAGAUGACCAAGUGUUACGACAUAACAAGUUAAAUAAAGUUGAAGAUUAUGUUGUUGAAAUUAUCCCCAAGGUAAAUGAUUUCAUGAAAAAUUACGAAGAGGUUAAGAACAUCGACGUAAAUAGAGAUGGCAAAAAUAUUGCAGUAACUGAAACCAAGCAUGAAUACAACGCAAGUCGAAACGGUGUCGAUGACUCGGCUAAAGAUCUUCCAAGGAUAGUGACACAUGAUAUUGUCGAAAAUGGUCAUCAUGCUAGCAGGGAAUCGAGCUCUCUUACUUCAACGAGACGGUGCCCCAAGUUAAAACUCCGUGUUUCAAAUGAUGACAAAAGUAGCGUGAAAGAUGUUCUCGAUUGUUCCACCCCUGUUGCAUGUCCCAGGAAUAUAAAAGAUACAGUCUCGCCAGUUGCUUCUAAUGAUGAUAACAUAAAAACAACAAUUGGUGAAGAAUUAGUAGUUUAUACCGAUGAGAUGGCGUUGUUUCAUAGGAACGAGAUCAGUAGUCCACGAUACUGUUCCUUCAAUGUACCCACCAAGGAUGUACGUGUUAGAGAUGGCAAAUACGAGGAGGUUGACAAUGGCGGCAAUCAUGUGGGAUUAUAUGAUUCUGUCGAGGAUCCAGUUGUAUGUUCAGGAUCAAAAGGUUUAUUGAUACCGUGUGAUUUCAACUCGAUACCUGCCGCUCCUUGGGGUGGAUCAGAGGAACCACAAAAUUACCAACCCACAUUAGCCUGUCGGGAUUCGUUUACCAUUCCGAAGCUUUCCGAUCUAUACGAUGUCGAAGGGGAGGAAGUCUAUGGCGUCAUCAUGAAGGAAGAUUGCGUUAACGAAGUUGAAUCGAUUAAGUGCAGUUUCGACGCCCCUCUGCGUAUGGUUGAUUUUUAUGAUGGUAUAGAUCAUCAUCGUAUCCAAGACGGAGGAGGCAUUCAGAGCACUUCAGAAAAUAUUGGUAAGCAUGCGAUUUAUGUAAAUGGUGAAGUAAAAGAUGUGGCUAACGGUAAUUUCACAAAAGAAGGACAACAGGAUGACGCCAUGAAGAGUGGGAAUAUUUCUAAAAGCGAACAUGAAGAAUACGUCCCAGAAAUGACUGCCGUUAUACCCGAACACAGCUCGAACGUCCUACUUCCAGCUGAAGGUAUUACAACGACACCUUCUGAUGAAGAAUCGCCUGCACUCCGGGAAUGUACGAUCGGUUCCCGAGUUACAAGUCGUGAUAGCUUGGCAGGUGUAGGACUUGACUGGGAUUCGCCACCAUCUUCGGAUGAGGCAAAUGAUCAUUUGAAGAAAUUGGCAAUAAGUAGUCUAGCAUGUGUCUAUGGCCAGGCACCGGUUAUAAAGGAUAAUGAGACCAUAGGAAAGUCAAACAGCUUCGUCUCGAAGUUAAAGAGAGAACUAAGUAAGGGUGAAGGUAUGAGUUUGAUUCUACCCAGCUUACAAUCUGGUUUGAUGAAAGGGAGUAAAGUUGGAUCAACGAUAAUAAUAGAUGACCUUGGAGAGGAAAUAAAAUCAUACUAUGGGGUGGAUGAAGAAAUUGAUGAUGAUGACGACGACGACGACAGGGGAAUCGUGUUUGAAGUCUCGACCCCAGUCAAAGGAAGUGAAGAUGGACCACUACUUGAUAAUGAUAUAAAUAAAGUUGGACCACUACUUAAUAAUGAUAUAAAUAAAGAUGGACCACUACUUGAUACUGAUAUAAAUUCACAAGAAAUUAACAAUGUAAGAAAUAUAGGUGACGAUGAAAAUACCAACAAAGAAGAUGUUUACAAUGAUAACGGAUUGCUUCAAAGCACAACUUUUGAUGGAAUGAGCUUAAUUAAACAACAGCAACUUGCUACCGUUACAAAUCAACAAUACGACAGUGUUCAGCGAAGCGAGCCACAUUCUUUUGAUUUUAAUGGAAGUAAUGAUGAAAGUAUUGCGCCAUUAGAAAGUUCUUGUAAACGUGAAACAAUUGAGCAGCCGAAAAGGAUUGAAACGUUUUUAGAAAAGUUAUCAGAGUACUCGAGUUUGGAAGAAGCUAAUGUGAAUAUAGAAGGACAAGAGAAAGAGGGCGAUGAACAAGUUCAACAAACGGUUGGCGACGUUGAUGUUUUCACAUCAAACAUACAAACUUCAAAAUCUGAAGGUUGCGUUCUUCAUAAGAUUUUCAAAGGUCGGAAACUCCCAAAUCUUGAGAAAUUAACAAAAAAACAAAAUCAACCUUUAGAGGAGACGGGUGCUUCACAAUUCCAUCCUGUAACAGAAACAUCUUUACCGGAUGAUUCCACUCAUCAUCUUGAUGCUCUGAAGAUUUCCUAUCAUGCAGAUGACACUGAAAAUUUAGUUAAAAUAAUUACGUCCUCACGGCCGGUCCGUAUAUUUAAGGGGGCAGAUAAUGAGGAAGUUAGAUUGGGAAAUAUGACCGAUGAUGUAGUCAAGGAAGAAGAUGAUGUACUAAAUAGGGCCAGUAAUGUAUAUGAAGUAGAAGAUGAUAACUCUGUCAGUGAAAAAGUGAUUUCCUUAGAAAUCAGUGAAAAUGAACCGAACAGUGUCGUAUUUUUAACCAAAGUAGUUUUGAAACGUACAACAUCCUUUUCUGAAACAAAUGUACGUGAUUUAAUAGAUGGGACAAAACUUGUGGAAGUACCUGUGAAUGAGAAGGAUAAUAAUGGUAUAUUGAUGGGGCCUAAACCACCGCUUGAAGGACAGUCGAAACGAUGUGUCAAUGCCAGGUUGCGUCGUUUUAAGCCAUGCGGUGAUGCAAAAUGUUCUGUUCCUCCCAAGAAAGUCGAUGCUCCUUUGACAAUAUAGUUAAGGUUCCAUCCAACCUAUUUCUAUAAACGUAUUUUUGCAUAGUUUCACCCAACUAAUCAUUCAUUAUGCACACGUGACAUUCUUAUUAGUUGCGUUUGAAUACUGCCGUUUUAGAAGUAUGCUGGUCGUACGCGAUUGAUUUAUGAACUAAAAAUAAAUAUACUUAAAUUUA
Molecule: messenger RNA, 4132 nt
Organism: Xenia sp. Carnegie-2017
Lineage: Eukaryota; Metazoa; Cnidaria; Anthozoa; Malacalcyonacea; Xeniidae
Exons: 13
Coding region: 151-3957 (1268 amino acids)
Biological process (GO): signal transduction; peptidyl-serine phosphorylation
Cellular component (GO): nucleus; cytoplasm
Molecular function (GO): ATP binding; protein serine/threonine kinase activity
Source: RefSeq, a predicted model, not a curated record